AAGUAUCGUCAGAGCCUGGCUGGACUGUUGGCCCCACCUUAUGGCGCCAUGGAGAGUGGAUCCAACAAUGACAGACUCACAGACAAAGACAACAUGAACUCAGACUCUGCAAACAAAGCGCAUAACAAGAUUCCCUCAGAGAAGCUGAGGAGAGCAGGAAAAGUUCUCCGCAAUGCCAUUCUGUCGAGAGCGCCGCACAUGAUCCGAGACAGGAAAUAUCACCUCAAAACAUACAAACAGUGCUGUGUAGGCACAGAGCUGGUGGACUGGUUGGUGAUGCAGAGCGCUUGUGUGCUCACACGCUCCCAUGCUGUUGGCAUGUGGCAGGCACUACUAGAGGAAGGAGUGCUUAAUCAUGUGGACCAGGAGCUGGGUUUCCAGGACAAAUACUUGUUCUACCGGUUUCUUGAUGAUGAGGAGGAGGACACACCGUUACCUAGUGAGGAAGAGAAGAGAGAGAGCGAGGAAGAGCUGCCAGAGACCAUCCUCUUUCUGGCUCAGAUUGGCCCCGACGCACUGCUGCGCAUGAUCCUCAGGAAAUCGCCGGGUCAGAGGACGGGCGAUGACUUAGAGAUCAUCUAUGACGAGCUGCUUCACAUCAAGGCCUUAGCUCACCUCUCCACCACUGUAAAGCGGGAACUGGCAAGCGUGGUGAUCUUUGAGUCGCAUGCAAAAGCUGGAACUGUGUUGUUUAACCAAGGAGAGGAAGGCACAUCUUGGUACAUCAUCCAGAAGGGCUCUGUUAAUGUGGUUAUUUAUGGGAAGGGUGUAGUCUGCACGCUUCACGAGGGCGAUGACUUUGGGAAGUUAGCCUUGGUUACAGAUUCACCUCGUGCUGCCUCCAUCGUCCUGAGAGAGGACAACUGCCACUUCCUGCGUGUGGAUAAGGAGGACUUCAACAGGAUCCUCAGGGAUGUGGAAGCCAACACCGUGCGUUUGAAAGAGCAUGAACAAGUUGUGCUGGUUUUAGAGAAGAGUCCUCGAGCAUCCACACUGGGAAGCAUUAAAUACACUGUGAUAUCAGGGACACCAGAGAAGAUUCUUGAUCACUUCCUGGAGACGAUGAGACUGGACAUUCAUCACAACGAGCCAGACCCAGCAGUGGAUGAUUUUGUUCUCAUGCACUAUGUCUUCAUGCCAAACAGCCAGCUCUGCCCUCUACUCAUGGCACACUACCAUGCAGCGUCUCCUCCAGGCUCUGAACAGGAGAGGUUGGAGUACACUCUCAACAGUAAAAGGAGGACCCUCAUUCUGGCCUUGCGCUGGGCAAACACACACACAUACCUGCUACAGGAGGAACCCGCGGCACUCUCUUUCCUGGAGGAGCUGUAUGGCAGCGCGUCUAAUGAUUCUCGCACACUGCGAGGUCUAAAGGACUUGAUUCCUGACUUGGAGAAAAUGGUGAAAUUACACUCAGAGGAAGUCAAAUCAAUCAAAAAGAAGACCCUGAUACGGCAGUUCAGCAAUGGAGAGGAAAGGCUGCAGAAGAAACAACCCAUAAGGAACCAAGACGACAUCCUCUUGAAGGUGUACUGCAGUGAUCACACCUACACGACAAUCAGGGUUGCAGUGGCAGCAACUGGGAGGGAAGUGAUCAGCGCUGUGAGCGACAAACUCGGCACCACUGACGAGCUCCUGCUGGUUCACCUUAGCUCUGCUGCUGAUAAACAAAUCCUGAAGCCCAACGACGUCUCGGUGUUUUCUACGUUAAGCAUCAAUGGGAGAUUGUUUACUUGUCCGCGAGACCAGCUCAAUAAUGUGACUCCUCUUCCAGAUCAGGAGGGUCCCUCUGCAGGCUCCAUGUCAACUUUUGAGUUAAUGAGCUCCAAAGAUCUGGCUUAUCAGAUGACCAUGUUUGACUGGGAACUCUUCAGUUGUGUGCACGAGCACGAGCUGCUCUAUCACACGUUUGGCCGCCAGAGUUUCAAAAGAACCACGGCUAAUCUGGACCUGUUCCUGAGGAGGUUCAACCAGGUCCAGCUGUGGGUGGUUACUGAAGUCUGCCUCUGCACUCAGCUCAGCAAGAGAGUGCAGCUCCUCAAGAAAUUCAUUAAGAUAGCAGCACACUGUCGAGAAUUCAAGAACCUGAAUUCCUUCUUUGCCAUCAUUAUGGGGAUGAGCAACCCUGCUGUCAGCAGACUGAGCCAAACAUGGGAGAAACUUCCCACCAAGUUUAAGAAGUUUUACGCUGAGUUUGAGAGCAUGAUGGACCCGUCAAGAAACCACCGGUCUUAUCGACUGACUGUGACCAAGCUGGAGUCGCCGAUCAUCCCCUUCAUGCCUCUGCUGCUCAAAGAUAUGACUUUUACACACGAGGGCAACAAGACUUUCAUUGACAACAUGGUGAAUUUUGAGAAAAUGCGUAUUAUAGCAAACACAAUUCGACAAGUGAGGCACUGUAGAAGCCAGCCGUUCAAUCCUGACAUUUGCCAGCCGAAUAAGAACCAGGCAGAGGUACGAGGUUAUGUUCGGAAGCUCUGCGUGAUUGACAACCAGCGGGCGCUGACGCAGCUCUCCUACAGGCUGGAGCCUCGGCGGACAUGAGCUCCAAAUCUUCCACCGCCUCCACCUUCUCUGUGAUGUUCGCAUUAUACAAAAACAACACACACAUUAACUGUUUUAAACAACUAAAGAAAGGAUAUUUAGUAGCAAAUCCCAGCAGUGACUUGAUCUCUAACGUGGGCUAUCAUGGAUCAAGGACUUCUACUGUGCCAUUAAAAGCCUCUUCCUACUGGACAGACAGAAAGUGUUCAGCUGCUCUCGUCGCUGUGUCACGGCUCGUGGACUGAUGGUUCGUUUUGUUCCGGUUGUUACUGUUUUGGACCUGUUAGAUAGAACUAUAAUGUAUAGAACGUGAAUCAAUAUCCUGCAUGACUGAGUUACAGAGUUCCAUAGGCUUUGUGUUCUAUACAAUGGAUUUCUAUCAGAGAGUCCUGUACUGUUGUGUUCCCCGAAAGGAGUCCUAUUUUACAAUAACUGGCUGUUGAACAAACCUGACGACCCAACUCAUGGAAAAACCCACAAAAGUGUAAAGUCUGAGACUCCUUUUCCAUGUUACAGAACUCUAAGAGUAUGCAUUUACAUUAUAAUCUAAAUUAUAAUCAAAGUUUCUGAAAUAUCUAGGAUUUGAUGAGUAAGAAUC
This is a messenger RNA of Nematolebias whitei (Rio pearlfish), 3142 nucleotides long. Its product is annotated as rap guanine nucleotide exchange factor 4. Gene Ontology annotation, molecular function: guanyl-nucleotide exchange factor activity. Gene Ontology annotation, cellular component: plasma membrane. Lineage: Eukaryota; Metazoa; Chordata; Actinopteri; Cyprinodontiformes; Rivulidae. Gene Ontology annotation, biological process: Ras protein signal transduction; positive regulation of GTPase activity. The record is from RefSeq and is a predicted model, not a curated record.